AUGGCUUCCAUUCAAGACGCAUUUAAACAAGCACUCGCCUCUUGGGCAUCAGGAGUUACAGUUGUCAGCACAAAAUUAGAUGGCAACAUGUAUGGCCUGACAGCUUCAAGCUUUAGUUCACUUUCCUUAGAACCGCCUUUAGUCCUUGUUUGUCUCGCUAGUACCAACCGAUUGCCAUCAAUGAUAAAAGAAUCUCAGCAAUUUGCCGUUAGUAUUUUAGCCCAUGGACAGGAAGAGAUAUCCAAUAGUUUUGCACGUCCCGGGCGCGAACCAACACCAGAUUUUGAUGGGUAUGCAGGCAAGUUAACGACAAAUGACCAACCCAUUAUCCCUGAUUGCGCGGCUUAUCUGGCCUGUGACGUUCAUGACCUUAUCAUUCAAGGUGACCACUGCAUUGCGAUUGGUCGUGUUAUUGAAGCAGCUGCAGAUGAUACGCAACAACCACUUAUUUACUAUCGCCGUGCUUACCACACGGUAGGAAACUCGUAG
Ylistrum balloti is the source of this 489-nucleotide messenger RNA. RefSeq names its product 4-hydroxyphenylacetate 3-monooxygenase, reductase component-like. NCBI's taxonomy places the organism in Eukaryota, Metazoa, Mollusca, Bivalvia, Pectinida, Pectinidae. The coding region runs from base 1 to 489 and encodes 162 amino acids. The record is from RefSeq and is a predicted model, not a curated record. The transcript has a single exon. Gene Ontology annotation, molecular function: riboflavin reductase (NADPH) activity; FMN binding.